AUGGACAUCUAUCUAUCUAUCUGUCUGUCUGUCUGUCUAUUUCAUUCUGUCCUUAUCUAUCUAGCUAGCACAGUCUGUUCUUAUCUAUCUAUCUAUCUAUCUAUCUAUCUAUCUAUCUAUCUAUCUAUUUCAUUCUGUUCUUAUCUAUCUAUCUAUCUAUCUAUCUAUCUAUCUAUCUAUCUAUUUCAUUCUGUUCUUUAUCUAUCUAUCUAUCUAUCAAUCUAUCUAUCUCAGGCUGUUCUUAUCUAUCUAUCUCUCUAUCUAUCUAUCUAUCUAUUUCAUUCUGUUCUUAUCUAUCUAUCUAUCUAUCUAUCUAUCUAUCUAUCUAUCUAUUUCAUUCUGUUCUUUAUUUAUCUAUCUAUCUAUCUAUCUAUCUAUCUAUCUAUCUAUCUAUCUCAGGCUGUUCUUAUCUAUCUAUCUCUCUAUCUAUCUAUUUCAUUCUGUUCUUUAUCUAUCUAUCUAUCUAUCUAUCUAUCUAUCUAUCUAUCUAUCUCAGGCUGUUCUUAUCUAUCUAUCUCUCUAUCUAUCUACUUCAUUCUGUUCUUUAUCUAUCUAUCUAUCUAUCUAUCUAUCUAUCUAUCUAUCUAUCUCAGGCUGUUCUUAUCUAUCUAUCUCUCUAUCUAUCUAUUUCAUUCUGUUCUUAUCUAUCUAGAUAGCUCUGUCUGUUCUUAUCUAUCUAUCUAUCUAUCUAUCUAUCUAUCUCAGGCUGUUCUUAUCUAUCUAUCUAUCUAUCUAUCUAUCUAUCUAUCUCAGUCUGUUCUUUAUCUAUCUAUCUAUCACAAACACACACACACACACUCUCUCUCUCUAUCUAUCUAUCUACCUAUCUAUCUCUGGCUGUUCUUAUCUAUCUAUCUAUCUAUCUCAGCCUUAUUUUCCUUCUGCGUUUUUCUUUCUUUACUUCCGCCUACUUCUUCAAUUAUCUUCAUAGAUUUAUUCUUCUGUUAUUCUUUCUUCAGUCUUCCGGUCUUUUCUUCUUCUUUUCAAUUUUCUUUUAAUCUUUACUUCUUUUUCGUCAUAACAACUGGCAUCCGUCGUUUCGAUCUUUUCUUCUCAUUUGUCCUUUUCUUCUUCUUUUUUGAUUUCACCUUUUCUUUUUCUUUUCACUUAUCUUUCAUUCUUUUCGUCUUUUUCUUCUUUACAGAUGUCUGCCGCCUUUUCUUCUUUUUCCUCCUCUUUUCAGUUGUCUUUCAUUCUUUUCUUCUUUACUUUUCUUCUGCCCUUUUCUUCUUUUUCUUCCUCUUUCUUCUUGUCUUUCAUCAUUUUCUUCUUCUUUUCGGUUGUCUUUCAGCCUUUUCUUUGUUACAACUGUCUUCCGUCCUUUCCUUCUUUUUCUUCUACUUUUCGGUUGUCUUUCAUCCUUUUCUUCUUUUUCUUUCUCUUUUCAGUUGUCUUUCAUUCUUUUCUUCUUCUUUUCUGUUGUCUUUCAUCCUUUUCUUCUUUUCUGUUGUCUUUCAUCCUUUUCUUCUUCGUUUCUGUUGUCUUUCAUCCUUUUCUUCUUUUCUGUUGUCUUUCAGCCUUUUCUUCUUCGUUUCAGUUGUCUUUCAGCCUUUUUCUUAUUUUUCUUUCUCUUUUCAGUUGUCUUUCAUUCUUUUCUUCUUCUUUUCUGUUAUUUCUUUCUUUCUUUUUUUUUUAGAUUUCUUUCUUUCUUUUUUUAGAUUUCUUUCUUUCUUUUUUUUUAGAUUUCUUUCUUUCUUUUUUUUAGAUUUCUUUCUUUCUUUUUUUUUAGAUUUCUUUCUUUCUUUUUUUUAG
Messenger RNA from Acanthosepion pharaonis, 1752 nucleotides. Lineage: Eukaryota; Metazoa; Mollusca; Cephalopoda; Sepiida; Sepiidae. The record is from the annotation of a GenBank genome assembly.